AAUUUGAAGUGAGAAAAUUCCUCAUACUAUAUUAAUAUUCUUUUGUCUCUCUUGCAAGUCUUCUAUUGCUAUAAAUAACCAUAUCCCACCAUCACUUCAUUCCAACACAUCAUCAUUCAAAUUGCCCCUUCUUAUUCUUAUACAUAUAUUUUGCAGUGUGUUUUGUUUUAUCUACUAUAACAUAUAUAAUUGCCUUCAAAAGUCUCCGGUUAUCAUAUACAGCUAGAAAAUGAUGAAGCUCAUCGCAGUAUUGUUGCUUGUGGUGUUUACCACCUUCACCACAUCAGAUCCUGAUAAUCUUCAAGACCUCUGUGUUGCAGACCUUGCUUCCGCGAUUCUCGUGAAUGGAUUCACCUGCAAACCAGCUACAAACGUAACCGCGGCCGAUUUCUCCUCCAACAUACUAGCCAAACCAGGUGCAACAAACAACACAUUUGGUUCCUUAGUAACAGCAGCCAAUGUUCAAAAAAUCCCGGGACUAAACACACUUGGUGUGUCAUUAGCAAGAAUUGAUUACGCACCAGGGGGAAUUAACCCACCUCACACUCAUCCACGUGCAACAGAGAUUGUUUUUGUUCUUGAAGGUCAAUUAGAUGUUGGAUUCAUAACAACAGCUAAUGUUUUGAUAUCAAAAACUAUUGUUAAGGGUGAAACAUUUGUGUUUCCUAAAGGAUUGGUUCAUUUCCAAAAGAACAAUAAUGGUUAUGAAGCUGCUUCAGUGAUUUCAGCAUUUAAUAGUCAAUUGCAAGGGACAGUGAAUGUUCCUCUUACAUUGUUUGCUGCUACACCACCUGUUGCAGAUCAUGUGUUGGCUCAAACAUUCCAAAUUGGCACUAAAGAAGUUCAGAAAAUUAAGGCUAAGCUUGCACCCAAGAAAUAGUUUGAUCAACAAACAAUUGAUGUGAUGGUUAUUUGUAUUUUUUUUUUAAAAAAAUAAUUUGUGUCCUCUAGUUUUAUUUAACUUUGUUGAUUUACAAUUCAUGUUUUGAAUUCAUAAAACAAUUGGGGCAUGUUCAAUAUCCAUUUUCCUUUUGGAUAAUUGACCUUUGAAUGAUCCCUAAUGCGUGCUUGUAAUUUUUUUUAAUAAAAUGUGCAUGUUAUUUUUGCAA
Molecule: messenger RNA, 1109 nt
Organism: Trifolium pratense (red clover)
Lineage: Eukaryota; Viridiplantae; Streptophyta; Magnoliopsida; Fabales; Fabaceae
Product: rhicadhesin receptor-like
Exons: 2
Coding region: 230-880 (216 amino acids)
Biological process (GO): regulation of root development; plasmodesmata-mediated intercellular transport
Cellular component (GO): cell wall; plasmodesma
Molecular function (GO): manganese ion binding
Source: RefSeq, a predicted model, not a curated record